GAGGGAUAGACCACAUGGUUCCCAAUCCAUCCAGAGAAGUAACACAAAAACAUCGCAAUUUUCACGAGCCAACGAACAGCUCAACUGCAACAAAAACAUUUACGCAGUUUACGGAAGUUCACAAAAACUCGACCGAAAACGUCGUGUGUCACGUGUCCCUCAGACGUUCAUCGGAAAUAACAAACUCAUGAAUUGUUAAUAAUCGGUGUCAUUGUCGUUGACAGAACAGAGGACUGCGGAGUUGCUUUGUCGAGUAAUAUUUUUCCGGCAUUAAGAACAUUUUAGUGGUAAAUCGAACGAAAGAAAAACCGAACGUGUAACGCGUGGGUGCCAUCAGUUAUUUGGUUUGUCCAUGCAAUUUCGUGAUUCUCAGGGUAUUUGCAUCACGUAUCACGAGUGGGUAAAAACCAAAAAUAGUUGUGGGUGGUACUGAUGGUAUCAUGCGAAGUGAUAACUUGAUGUAGGACAGCGUAUGCAGUGAACUAAAAUUGUGAAAUAAUUUUUUUCGAGUUAUUUAUUAUGGAGAAGCUGUCGAAAAUAGCUUGUUCCUUUCGAUGGGCCUGGGGUGGACAUCGGGGACCUCAUGCUGAGAAUACGAGGAGUGUCGAGGGAGAUAUGGAAACCUCCAAGAGAAUUUUCGGUAUUUUGGAGAGCAUCCUUCUGUGGGAGAAUUCAGUCAACAGUAUUUCUGUCGUUGUUGUAUUCAACAUUCUAUUCUGGGGGAUAGUUGUAUUGGAGAUCCGGGGUUUUGCUGCGGCCAGCAGUGCCGCGCUCGUUGUGAUCCUCUGCUACAGUACCCUCGAGGCACAAGUUGAAAAAGAGAAGGGCGGGUCGGAGUCGACAAUAAGCCACCCGAAGCCCGAAAAAAUCGAAAAAUUAAUCACCAAAGUCAAAUCAACGUGCGAUGGCUUGAGAACACUACGAGAGAAUCAACCUGGAAUGUUCUGCGCUGGUGUUUGCUCAGCCUCGUUGAUACUAUGGCUAAUAGGUCGUGCAAUCAGUGGACUUCUACUUACAUACACGUUAUGUAUGAGCAUUUUACUGGGACCUGUAUUAUUACUCCGGCUACCGAGUAAAAUUUUCCCAACGAAAGAAUGGGACAAUGAGAUGGAAGAAUUUUUACCAGCAGUUACAGAGGAUAAUAUGGAGGUCCUGAAAAGAGCGGGAGAGAAUGGAGAUCCUUGUCCAACGCCACAUGACACCAAGACCGCGGAUGAUCCAUUUAAUGACGACGAACUUAUCGGAUUGAAAAUGCCAUCUCACGAAGAGGGCAGCACAGAUGGUCUAGAGCUGUCCGAAUUGGAAUUGAGUACAGAAGGUGACAAUGACAAUGCUGAUAUCAAAAUGCAGACUGGACAUUUUGAAGGGAGUUCCUCUUCAGAGGACGACGGGGAUCUUGGAUUGAAAAAUCCAGACACAUCGAGUAGCAGCGGCGACAGCGAGAGCGAAUUCGAGAUAAUCGACAGCCAUGAAAUCACUGGGUUUGACAGUAAUCUAUGAAAAAUUGUGGGGACAUGUGGAAUUUUCAGAUCAUUGUGCAUAUCGAUUAAUCAAUCACUUAAUUCGGUAAUCAAACUGCAGGGGUAUAUUAUUGAAGGUCCUUUGGAGUUUAUUAUUUUCACCACAAGCUGGUCCUAAAGGUUAAUUUACUCCAUAAAAACCUGCAAUUCUUCUCUAGUGAGUGAAAACUACACGUAUCGAAUUAUUAGAUAUAUUUUAUCUUCAAGAUAAUGAAAUUGAAAAUGAUACUUUAUUUUUUUAUUUUUUUAAUCGAAAAAGAUAUUGUGGUUCCUAAAAUUGUGAUUUUUCUGUUUUGGUGCUUGGGUAGAACAGCCAUUUUGAUAAUUUUAAUUUUUUUAGAAUAAUGAGUACAGUAUUGUCCGAUGUGCAGCAAUGAUCUUGGAAUUGAAAGCAGUGCAGGAUAGGUACAGGAUAACUGUGUACUUCAGAACAUUCACUCGGACCUAGAGUCAAUGGUCCGGUUUUUUCGUUCUUUUUGUUAUAUUAUGAUGUGGAUAGUGAUUCAACAAAAAUGAUUAAUGAUUAUGUAAAUGUAGAUAGAGCUAUUGAUUUCACGAAUCGAUAAUUUUACUGAUUAUUCGUGCUCAGGAAGUUCUCUUUCGUUUUUCCCCUUCGCAAUUGAAAUAUUGACGGUACAAAGUGUUUUUAUUUUCAAAAAUGGACGUGAUAUUCAGAGAGUCUAGUUAAUACCCGUAACUAAUCAGUGAAGGUUUGUUAAUACCCGGUAUUUUUUGAAAAUGUCCUGUGUCAUUGGACAAUGAAAUAUUUCCCUGCAGAAAUGACGCUUAAUGCUAACACUUCCUUAAACCGAGUUUCUACAAUCUACAAAAAAUGCUAUUAUAGAAGAGUUAUUUAUUUACACAUAUAUGAUUUCAAUAUUUCUACAUACAUAUACCUAUGUACAUACACGUUAUGUAUGCGUGCUAUGCGUAUCGAUAUAUUUUUCAAUAUAUGAUAAAAUUAAAUGUGUGAGAAUGACCUCACAUAUACAUUUUUUGGACAAAAUAAAAAUUCAAUCUUCAUGUA
Molecule: messenger RNA, 2547 nt
Organism: Diachasmimorpha longicaudata
Lineage: Eukaryota; Metazoa; Arthropoda; Insecta; Hymenoptera; Braconidae
Product: reticulophagy regulator 2-like
Exons: 6
Coding region: 520-1500 (326 amino acids)
Cellular component (GO): membrane
Source: RefSeq, a predicted model, not a curated record